Messenger RNA from Arabis nemorensis, 1893 nucleotides. The record is from the annotation of a GenBank genome assembly. Lineage: Eukaryota; Viridiplantae; Streptophyta; Magnoliopsida; Brassicales; Brassicaceae.
AUGGAUAAAGCUUCUUCACAAGAGUGUCCUUAUCCAGGAUGUUUCUUCUGUGUAAUGAAAGAAGGAAACCCGAGCAAACGAAGAUCUUGCAUUCUCAAAUUCUUUCGAGAUCUUCCUUCUCAAGACGACGAUGGUCAAGUUCUUCCCAUUAGUGGCCUUUGGAACACAGCAAUGGCGCACCCGAACGAUCCUGAGUUCAUUGAGCUCGGUAUCUUCGAGUGUAUGUCUGCUUUGAUAUGGAAAGGACUGAAAAACCGGCGUUGGCUAUAUCAUGACCAGAACAUAUACAUUCCUUAUUACGCGGCUCACAUCAUCGGGUCUUACACUAUGAACAUGGAAGAAUUUGCAGAGAGAGCUGUGGAAGCUGGAGUGAUUCCUCCACUUGUUGAGCUUUUAAGAGGUAGGCUCACUUGGGUUGAGCAGAGAGUGGCGGUUCGAGCACUAGGGCAUUUAGCUACUUAUUCGAGCACUUUUUCCGCUGUUGCAAAUCAUGGAGAGAUCCUUGAAAUUGCGAUCCAAUUGGCAAUGAGUUCGUUGGAAAUAGUUUAUUCUCAUUUUUACCAGUAUCCGGAUCAGAGGAUGAGUUACCAUUGCGAUUUGCUGACGCGUGGGAUGGGAGGUGUUGAGAUGGAGUCAAGAAAGGCCGAGGAAUGGGCGAGCCAAUUGCAGUGCUGGUCUCUUCAGCUCAUAAACUGUUUCGCCUUUAAGCCCGAGUUUCUUCCCACUCUGUGUAAACCUGAGUUUCUGGUGAAUCUUCCAGUUAUGUGGGGAGGACUUGUUAAUGAGAAUUCGCCGGCUGGUAUCGGUUUGCUUAGAACGAUCUGUCAGCAUAAACUCGGUCGCGGACCUGUCGCUGCAUGUUCAGGAAUGAUUGAGGCAUUGUGUAACAUCGCUCGGUCUUCGGAUGAUUGGCAGUAUAUGGCGGUAGAAUGUCUUCUUUGGCUGCUUCAAGACCCCAAUACAUCUCACAAGGUAAUCGACAAAGCUGUACCAACGCUUGUGGAUCUCGCUGAGAUCACAAACUUAGGCGAUCACAAGAAACUCGGAGAUUCCAUUAUAAGUGUUCUUCAAGAAUGCAGCUCCAUGGGUAACCGCUCUAGGGAAUUGAUCGAAGAGACAGUAAAUUCCAGACAAAGACUCAAAUGGGAGAAGACUAUGCCUAAAGAGGAUCUUCACAUCAAACAAGCAGCUGCUUUAGUGGUCAAACUCGAAGGAAACUCUCUCUUUUCAUCAGGAGACAUUGCGGGUGCAGCGGAAAAGUACUCAGAAGCUUUGUCUUUAUGUCCAAUGAGGUCAAAGAAGGAGAGAGUAGUGUUGUAUAGCAAUCGAGCUCAGUGUCAUCUCUUGCUGCAACAGCCUUUGGUUGCUAUAAGCGACGCUACACGUGCGCUUUGCUUGCACAAUCCCGUAAACCGGCAUGCAAAGAGUCUUUGGAGAAGAGCUCAGGCAUAUGAUAUGUUGGGUUUAGCUAAAGAGAGUUUGUUGGACGCGAUUCUAUUCAUCAACGAAUGUUCUCAGUCGAAUGACCCGGAUCUCUCCAUGAGACAGAACAAGGUUCCUGAUUACGCAGAGAGGCUGGUGAAGAAGCAGAUGCGGGCGGCUUGGUUGUUUAAAGAAGCGGCAUUGAAGCAUGGAGGCGUGCAUAGGAAAGGCGAAGAGAGGGAAGUGUAUGGAAAUGAAACCGAUGAUUCGGAAUGGGAAACAGCGAGUGAGAGCGACAUUGGAGAUGACGGAAGAGAUCAUAUGGGACUUGAUGAUGAGGAGGAAGAGCAAGAAGAAGGCCAUGGAGAGAAGUGGAAAAACCGGGAGAAAUCGAGUGAUAAAAGCGAGAAAACUUCUGCGAAAGGUAUGAGGCAUGGAUAUAGCAUAAAGCUAGCAGAAGAUGAACUUUGA